This is a messenger RNA of Doryrhamphus excisus (bluestripe pipefish), 1221 nucleotides long. The record is from RefSeq and is a predicted model, not a curated record. Lineage: Eukaryota; Metazoa; Chordata; Actinopteri; Syngnathiformes; Syngnathidae.
GGGCACGUUUACUUGUUCUUGUGGUCUUUCUCUUGUAGGUUUUCAUUCACCUAGUAUGGCCCCGGUGAUGACCAAAACCCACAACGAGGACAUGAGCUCGUGUUUGCCGGUGGGGCGUGUCUGUUGGUAGCAACACUGAGCUAAUAAGCCAGCGAAGAAGCACACUGGCAGUUUCAUAUCAAAAUAAAACUAGAAGCCAGCUAUCUAAACGAUUUCAAAUCAUAAAAUCUGCCAAUCAAAUGUGUACCGUCCAGGUCCAGCACCAUUUUUAAAAUUGUAAUUCACGUUUUAGCUACAAUAAGCACAAUUUAAUUUAAUUAGUCGUGUGCGCUCUAAAGCCUUUACUUUGAAGGUUAUUACAGGAAGUAGAGUAAGCGAUUCCGAUUAACUUAAUGUCACUUGUCAGACACCUUGUGAACCAGACGGUGGGCGCUCACGACUCACGUGCGUCGACAAGUAUGGUCUCAAAGAAAAACAAAAGCUUUGCUAGCCCCUUCCCAACUUCAGUCUGAUGUCCAUUUGCCGAGCGGAGGAGCUAUGAAGAAGCACCACAGUCCCACCAAGCAGCAUCAGCAGCUGGCGGUGACAGACGUCCCGGUGGCGGCGACGACGGCUCCGGGCGGUGAGGUGACCGUCCAGCAACUCAACGAGCUCCUGUCCAACGGCAGCGGCUUCUACAGCCUUCCGACGCAGCACUUCAACGAGGUCUUUCCGAGGAUUUACAUCGGCAACGCGUUCGUGGCCCAGAAUGCAAUGCGUCUGCAGAAACUGGGAGUGACCCACGUGCUCAACAUGGCGGAGGGCACCUCCUUCAUGCACGUCAACACCAGCGCCGACUUCUACGCCGGCACGGGCAUCACGUACCAUGGCAUCCAGGCCAACGACACCGAGCAGUUUGACCUCAGUGCCUUCUUUGAGGAGGGGGCCGACUUCAUCGACAAGGCCCUCGCGCACAACAAAGGGAAGGUGUACGUACACUGCAGAGAAGGCUACAGCCGCUCGCCCACCGUGGUGGUGGCUUACCUCAUGCUGCGCCACAAGAUGGACGCCCGGCAAGCGGUGGCCACCGUGAGACAGAAGAGGGAGAUCGGCCCCAACGACGGCUUCCUGCGCCUGCUGUGCCAGCUCAACGAGAAGCUGGCCAAGGAGGGCAGGCUGAACGGCGAGGUUGAAUCUUGGAACCAAAAAGGGGAAUGCCACACCUAAAAGUUCGAGCUGAAG